Messenger RNA from Staurois parvus, 332 nucleotides. Lineage: Eukaryota; Metazoa; Chordata; Amphibia; Anura; Ranidae. The record is from the annotation of a GenBank genome assembly.
AAGAAUGUUGCAGCCUAUGGCACUGUAGCUAAUAUCCCUGGUGGAUGUCGCCUUCCGGCGUGCAUUGGAUAAAGAUUGUUAAACAAAUGUAUUUCCAUAGGAGCAGUUCACACCAGCAGGGGCGGACUGACAACUCAUGGGGCCCCCAGGCAAUAGGGGAUCAUGGGGCCCCUGUGUCCUUGCCCAAACUCAAAAAAGCCUAUGAAAAAGGUACCAGGGGCAUCUCAUGGGGCCCCCUACUGACCCCGGGCCCUCGGGCAGUGCCCGAGUUUCCAAAUGGUCAGUCCGCCCCUGCACACUAGUGAGAUGCACUGAUGUGCACUGCUCUGUGC